Haliotis rufescens (red abalone) is the source of this 2563-nucleotide messenger RNA. Its product is annotated as tripartite motif-containing protein 3-like. Lineage: Eukaryota; Metazoa; Mollusca; Gastropoda; Lepetellida; Haliotidae. Gene Ontology annotation, biological process: positive regulation of DNA-templated transcription. The record is from RefSeq and is a predicted model, not a curated record. Bases 235 to 2124 code for a protein of 629 amino acids. Gene Ontology annotation, molecular function: ubiquitin-protein transferase activity; protein binding. Gene Ontology annotation, cellular component: chromatin; nucleoplasm. The transcript is spliced from 3 exons.
UCUAGUCGCUAGUUAUUGCUCUGUACAGCUGCACGCAGCCAAUGUAUGUAGGAUCAUGAAAAGAACCGUCAUAUGUCUCUGUAUUCAUGUAGGCGAUAUCACUCAGUCCGCGCUGUCAGAACGGUUUAACGUCAACAUUGUGUAUGGCUAAUUGAAUAUAGUCCUGGCUCCUUCACCAUCAGAUAACAGCAGAAAACAACAGAAAACAGCAGAUAAGUACGAUUAAAUAACAAGAUGGCUACCGCUGAAAGUGUGAAAGACGAUCAUUUGACCUGCAGUAUCUGUUACCGACCCUUCGCAGAACCGAAGACGCUGCAAUGUCUUCAUACCUUCUGCCAGGAAUGUCUGCAGCAUCAUAUCAACCACGGCAACCACAUCCGGGGAAUCCCCUGUCCUGUCUGUAGACACGUGACUGUUCCACAAGAUUCGUUUCAACCACGUCAGAACUGGGCGAGGCUCAUCAAAACAGAUUUUAAACUAGCUGGGAUAUUGGAAGCAUUGGGUCAAAUGGAGAAAGGUAAAAGGGCCCAUCCAGAUGCUAUUGUAGUGACGGGAUCGCCAAGUCACUUCAACGAUCGUAAAUCGCAACUGACAACAAUGCUGCAAGUCCUCAGACCUGCUGUAAACUUCAUUCAGGUUAAAAUUGAUACUGAGAAAGAGGGCAUUAAGACGAUGGGAGAUACACGUGCGGAAACCGAGAACGACAUUAAAUCAUAUGUUGAGAAACUGAUAGAGGACAUCAAGCAAAAGGAAAACAUCCUAAUCAAAGACCUUAACAGUUCGUAUGAGAUGAAGAAAACGGAAAGUGAGGAAAAUGUGAAACGUUUCAAGAAACUCGUUGAGGAAACACAAGAUACCAUUGGUCUGAUUGACCGUCUGUUGUCCCCAGGAUCAGAGUAUGCUACCAUGGAAUGCCUCCCCCGAAUUCAGAAACAACAGGAAGAUGUGAUGAAGUUUGUCACCGAUCCACCAGUCGAUGAGUGCCCCGUUUUGUUUUCAUUUCAUGGAAAUAUCACCCACGUUAAGUCCUUAAUGAGCAGCCUGGAAUUAGGAUCGGUAUGGUCCAACUCAGAAAGCGAUGACAUGUAUGCCGUUGGAGGCCAGGAGACACGGAAGAACGUCCUACAUCAAGAGAAGGUGGUUUCUGCCACAGCGAUGCAGAGAUACAAUGUACCCAACAAACAGGAACCAUCAGAACAGGAAGCAUCAUCAGACAAUGGUGCAGACCCUCCAACUAGUCUUCCUGAUCCUCCACGCACAGUUGAAGUUCCACCAGAACAACCUUCGAAUCCAUCCUAUGUUCUUGAACGAACAAUAAACACAAAACUUGACGAGGACAACUAUGACCCAGAGCUCAGGAACAUCGUUAUUCUCCAGGGCAAAACCUCACCGGUGAUAAUAAUCCUUGACUAUGACAAUGGAAGUUUGAAAUCCUUUUAUGAAGUUGAUGGUCAGCCCAAACGUAAUUCCCAUAGAUUUAGUGGUUAUCCACAAUCUAUUGCAAAAUUGUCAGAGGAAAGAGUCAUUGUGAGUCUUAUGAACUACAAGUUUUUCGUCUUUACUUCAGACCUUAAGCAAGUGAGCAGCAUUGAGAGCGAGAAGUGGUACACGUGCAUGACGACCGUGACCACACAGGAGAAGCUCCUCGGCUUUGUCAACACAACGACUACGACGAUAAUAGGUGGAAGGCAUACUGUACUCGAUCACUUAACGGUAAAGGGAAAACCAUCAAACAAGUUCAUAAACACAGCACCAGCAGAGGGAAUGUUCGGCGAGGUGUCUCAUCUGUGUUCAACGCCAAAUAACAACAUCAUCGUCACCGACUGUACGAAACACGACGUCACCUGCAUCUCCAUGGAAGGAAGUCUUCUGUGGAGAGUUGAACCACGUGACCAGGAACUUGCCUGUCCAGUUGGAGUUGCCUGUGAUUCCAGAGGAGAUGUCUUUGUUGUUGACAAAGACAAAAAAUGCAUUGUGAAGAUUUCCGGUGACCAAGGUCAAGUUUUGGGGGAUGUUGUCACGAGAGAUGCGGGUCUUGAGAACCCGAUUGCUCUGGCGUUAGACACUGCUGACAAAAUCUACGUCAUACAGACAAACGGCGAAAUACGCGUGUUUUCGUUAUAGGCACAAGAGCGUUCAUUAGAAAUAGAUCCUGACAAAUGUAACUGAAUCUUUUCCAGUCCUCAGUACCAUGACUGUAAGGACAGGUUUUCCCAUCGACUUAACUAGUAGUGAUAGCAACUGAACAGUAUGCGAGACUAUAUAAUUCAUUUUUCUGACGAAUUCAUACAUUGGUCUAACUGGCACUAGCAAAUCUCAGCAUUUUGUAAUAAUGUUUCAAGGAGCAAGACACCAGUGGACACCAAGGGCAUUGGGAGAAUAUAUAUGAACUGUCUACAUCAACCUUACGUAAAAUAUUGUAUUUUGAGGAAGAGUAUUGUCAAUUAUUCAAUUACUUUGCUUUAACAGUGGGGAUAUAUUGUGGGUGUUACUUUACAAUCAUGGCAACUGUGCCAAAUGCAUUCUUAAUUCUCAUUUCCGUCUUUAAAGUGAUUUAUCUAUU